CUCUCUUGUUUUCUUCUUACUUGUUUCCAUCCAUCCAUCCUUAUAUUCAAUUCAAGAUUGAUUUCUUGAUAAAAACCCUAAGCUUCUAUGCCACACCAUUUCCUCAUAUAAAUACCCCAAUCUCAAAACCAACGCAACUUAACAUCCAUCAAAUAUUCAACUAUGAACACUUCUCUAUUGCUUUCACUUCUUCUUUUGCUACCUCUCUUGGCCUCAUCUAUUGAUACCAAGGUGUAUGUCGUGUACUUACGACACAAUGAUGAUAACACAGAGAAAACAAUACAUGAGAUCGAACAAUACCAUCUUUCUUACUUGUUUUCUGUCAAACAAUUCGAAGAGGAAGCCAAAUCUAGCCUUCUUUACAGCUAUAAGCGUAGCAUCAACGGCUUUGCCGCUUCACUUACCGUCGACGAAGCCUCUCAACUCUCUGAUAUGGAGGAGGUGGUGAUGGUGAUUCCAAGCCAUGAAAGGGAGUACUCAUUGCAUACCACAAGAACAUGGAAAUUCGUAGGCUUAGACGAAGAACUAAAGCCAAAACAAUUGGAUAAAGAGGACUUGUUACUCAAAUCUCAAUACGGGAAAGAUGUCAUCGUUGGCAUGAUGGAUAGCGGAGUUUGGCCAGAGUCAGAGAGCUUCAACGAUAGAGGAAUGGGACCCAUUCCAGUUUCUUGGAAGGGUACAUGCCAAACUGGUCCUACUUUCAAGAAAUCACACUGCAACAGAAAACUAAUAGGAGCUCGAUAUUACCUCAAAGGUUAUGAAGCACGAUAUGGGCAUCUAAAUACCACCAACGAUAGCCGGUCCCCACGUGACAUGGAUGGGCAUGGGACCCACACAGCCUCGACUGUUGGAGGCCAAGGUGUGCCCAACGUCUCUGCCCUCGGUGGAUUUUCCAGUGGGACCGCCUUUGGCGGUGCACCACUGGCUCGCCUGGCGAUCUAUAAAGUCUGCUGGCCAGUACCAGGAAAAGGUAAAGAAGAGGGGAACACAUGCCUGUUUGAAGACAUGCUAGCCGCUUUCGAUGAUGCCAUUCGUGAUGGUGUUCAUAUUCUGAGCAUUUCUAUCGGAUCAUCAAGACCCAUCAAUUACACACACGAUGGUCUUGCCCUUGGAGCCCUUCAAGCAACCAAAAAUAACAUUUUGGUGGUAUGUAGCGGAGGUAACGAAGGCCCUGCUCCAUCGACAGUGGUUAACACUGCCCCAUGGAUUCUCACGGUUGCAGCAAGUUCCAUUGAUCGCACUUUUGUUGCUCCAGUUCAGCUAGGAAAUGGCAAAAAAAUCAAGGGGCAGUCAGCAACUCCAUACAAGCUACCACAGAGGAAAAUGUAUCAACUUGUUUAUGCAGCAGAUGUUGUGAAUGCAGAUGUACCUAAAACAUAUAUAGCAGGUCAAUGUCUACCUGGUUCUUUAUCAUCUAUAAAAGCCAAGGGAAAGAUCGUCUUUUGCUUGCGAGGUAACGGUACAAGAGUCGGAAAAGGGAUGGAGGUAAAGAGGGCUGGCGGUAUAGGGUACAUCUUAGGAAACAGCCCAGCCAACGGAGCUGAGUUAACCGUAGAUGCUCAUGUUCUUCCAGCAACUGCAGUUACAUCAGAGGAUGCAAUACAGAUUCUAAAAUACAUCAAUUCCACAAGAACCUCAACAGCAUAUAUCUAUCCAGGAAGAACUGUAUUACAAGCUAAACCAGCUCCAUCAAUGGCUGCCUUUUCAAGUAGGGGUCCAAGUGCGGUUUCUCCUGAGAUUCUCAAGCCUGAUAUCGCUGCACCAGGGUUGAAUAUAUUGGCAGCCUGGACAGAAGGUAAUUCUCCAACAAAGAUAGAGAGUGACCAUCGAAGGGUAAAGUACAACAUACUUUCAGGAACUUCAAUGGCUUGCCCUCACGUAUCCGCUGCAGCUGCACUGCUCAAAGCAAUUCACCCUGAUUGGAGCAGUGCCGCCAUAAAAUCUGCCCUUAUAACCUCUGCUGGACUACUUAACAAUGAGGGGAAGCAAAUAACUGAUGCAUCAGGCAAUCAGGCAGAUACAUUCCAGUUUGGAUCAGGUCAUUUCAGGCCAGAAAAGGCAGCUGAUCCUGGACUUGUCUACGAUGCUUCCUACAAUGAUUACCUGUUGUUCCUUUGCAGUCAUGGUGAUUUAGGAGCCAACACACCUUUCUUAUGCCCCAAAACAACACCCUCGACUCAAAAUCUGAACUACCCAUCUUUUGGUUUCCCAAAACUAAAUGGCAGGGUGACAGUGAGGAGAACUGUCACGAAUGUUGGGGGCAAAGGAAGUGUUUAUUUUGCCACUGUGGAACCGCCCUCUGGAAUCUCUGUGAAGGUGUCUCCACCUAUUAUGUACUUUAAGCAUGUAGGCGAGAAGAAGAGUUUUGAGUUAACGGUGGAAGCAAAAGAAGAUAGGCAGAUUGGGACAGUGAAGAAAAGUAUGUACUCAUUUGGGUGGCUCACGUGGAGUGAUGGCAUCCAUAUUGUUCGCAGUCCUAUCGCAGCAUCUCCUGUGUAGUGAUUAUUAUCUUAAAAAAAAUAUGUAUCAGAUAGAAAGUUCUUGGAAAACACAAGAACACGGACAAAUAAUUUAUGAACUAAACAAUACGUACAAAUACGAAAUCAAGAAGUUGCAAAUUAUGU
This is a messenger RNA of Cynara cardunculus var. scolymus (artichoke), 2624 nucleotides long. RefSeq names its product subtilisin-like protease SBT5.6. Lineage: Eukaryota; Viridiplantae; Streptophyta; Magnoliopsida; Asterales; Asteraceae. Bases 163 to 2499 code for a protein of 778 amino acids. The transcript has 9 exons. Gene Ontology annotation, biological process: proteolysis. The record is from RefSeq and is a predicted model, not a curated record. Gene Ontology annotation, molecular function: serine-type endopeptidase activity.